CUGGACAGAAUGUUUGCUUCGACGUCACAAAGACAUGAUGAUGGUUUGCGGGCGUCUUACAAUAUCUCGUUACUUAUAGCAAAAUCCGGAAAACCGCAUACUAUCGGAGAGAAGUUAAUUUUGCCAGCCGUUGAAGAGGUUUUAAAAACUGUUUUACACAAACCUGCAUCUGAUAUCAUUAAAAGAAUUCCUUUAAGCAACAAUACUGUUGAAAGACGUAUUGAUGAAAUGAGUUCCGAUAUUGAAAGCUUCUUAUGUAAUUAUUUGCAAGCGACCCAUUUCUCUAUACAACUGGACGAGUCAACUUUACCUGAUAAUGCAGCAUUAUUAUUGGCAUAUGUUCGUUUUAUUACAAAUCAAGAAAUCUACGAAGAACUGCUCUUCGCAAGAACUUUGAUAACCGACACCAAAGGUGAUCCAAUAUUUCAUGUUUUGAAGGAUUACUUCAUUGAAAAAGCAAUUCCUUUAUCAAAUAUAAUAUCAGUAGCUACAGAUGGAGCACCUGCCAUGGUUGGACGGGUGA
Acanthoscelides obtectus is the source of this 523-nucleotide messenger RNA. The record is from the annotation of a GenBank genome assembly. NCBI's taxonomy places the organism in Eukaryota, Metazoa, Arthropoda, Insecta, Coleoptera, Chrysomelidae.